Molecule: messenger RNA, 1814 nt
Organism: Zophobas morio
Lineage: Eukaryota; Metazoa; Arthropoda; Insecta; Coleoptera; Tenebrionidae
Product: lipase member K-like
Exons: 8
Coding region: 368-1534 (388 amino acids)
Source: RefSeq, a predicted model, not a curated record
UUGCUUCAUUACUGUAUUGUCAAAUUUUCGAGAAAAUCAGUGAAUCGUUUUUAAUUUGAUCAAAAAAAAAUAUUAGCCUUGAGUCAAUCGAACCAGCUUUGGUGUUAGUAAUUCAACAUUUUUACAGUUCAGCCACCAAGUUUAUCAUACAUCAGUGCUCUUAUAUCGACAUAAAAGAAGAUGAUGAUACCCAUUUGGAUUUUUUGCAAAAAUGUGUAUAACAUACCUAGGGUACAAAAUCAAAGCAGACUCAUAAGCCACAAGUAUAGGAGUAUGUCAUUUUAUGAAAUUUUUUGAGGAGACGUCAUCAAAUUGUUGGUGUGGAUGAUUAACAAACUUUAAUUGGAACAUACAUUUUAUAAUUUUGAUGGAUAGGCAUUUUCGUGACUAUUACUACCCAGACGACAACGAAAACUGCUACUACGAUCCCGACACUACUCUCAGCAUACCACAACUCAUCGAAAAAUAUGCAGGAAAGGUAGAACUACACAAUGUGACAACUGAAGAUGGAUAUAUCAUUACUAUGUUUCGAAUACCGAAUGGCAAUCGUAAGGGUGUUAUUUUGCUACAUCACUCCAUAGCCACGCAUUCUCAUAUAUAUCUGUGGCAAGGUAACAAUUCACUAGCGCUCACCUUGUGGAGAGAUGGUUUCGACGUUUGGUUGGCCAAUCAGAGAGGAACUAUUUUUUCGGACAAACAUGUCAACAUGACCAAAUACGAUUUUGCCUACUGGGACUUCAGCGUCCACGAGAUGGGAUUAUACGAUGUUACCAGUGAACUAGAGUUGAUACAAAGCAAGACCAACGGAUCACAAGUGAUUUUUUUUGGACAUUCUUUAGGUUCCGCGAUUGGUCUAAUUUACUCAGCUUUGAAACCAAUACAAGCCAGCAAAUAUCUAAAAACAAUGAUCCUUCUAGCAACACCUGCAUACUUCGAACAUGGAACGAGCCUCGUAUUCUUGUUUAUAAGAUUGUCGUCUUAUAUUAAGGCUUUCAUGGAUCUCAUUCAUUUGGGCAGCCCUUUGAUCCUGCUGCCAUUUAUAAUACCAGUAUCCAGAGUUUUUUUACGACUUUUCCCUUUCAUUUUAUUCGUGGUGAAUGUUUUCGUUUGGCAGUGUUGUGGUUACACACCAAGCGAAACCGACCCGACUUUUUUUAAUUACGAUGGGGCGAUCUAUGCGGACAACUUUUCUUGGAAAACUUUGGCGCAUUUUGGACAAUUGGCUAAUGCAAGAAACCGCUUUCAGAUGUACGAUUAUGGUGAAAAAGAAAAUUUGAAAAUUUAUGGUCAAAAAAUUCCUCCGCUAUAUCCACUUCAAAACAUAACAGUGCCAACACUCUUGGUAUCGAGUUACAACGAUACCUUAGUGUCCUUAAAAGAUUGUGAAAACCUGUAUCAACAACUGUCCCCAAAAGCCAAAGUUCAUGGGCACUGGAAAAUUUCAGGGUUAAAUCAUUUGGACUAUCACCUUGGACUGCAUCGGAAAGAAAUUUUUGUUCAUGAAUUAUUAGAAUUUUUGAACAAUUUGAAAUAAUUGAACACGAUAAUAGUGCUUGAAUUUUAAUAUAUUAAAAAAUUAAAUUAAAAUAUGAUUGCAUGUGCCUGUGAUACUGAACUGUAUAUAAAAGAAUGACAUUUAGGUUACAAAAUUUCGUCUUCAUGGCAAUAGAAAAUAUUCUAUUUAGGUAUCUGAAGUCAGUAGAAUUACACAAAAUGUAAGUAGUGCAUUUCAUUAAAACUUCCAUAAUGAAAUUUCUUAUCUUACGCCUAUUGACCUACUCUAAUUAGUAGAAAAUAAAACGUAAUUUAUCAUA